Messenger RNA from Coregonus clupeaformis (lake whitefish), 2405 nucleotides. Its product is annotated as nucleoporin NUP35. Gene Ontology annotation, cellular component: nuclear pore central transport channel; nuclear pore nuclear basket; nuclear membrane. The coding region runs from base 337 to 1266 and encodes 309 amino acids. Gene Ontology annotation, molecular function: single-stranded DNA binding; structural constituent of nuclear pore; phospholipid binding. Lineage: Eukaryota; Metazoa; Chordata; Actinopteri; Salmoniformes; Salmonidae. The transcript has 9 exons. The record is from RefSeq and is a predicted model, not a curated record. Gene Ontology annotation, biological process: NLS-bearing protein import into nucleus; nuclear pore organization; regulation of DNA-templated transcription.
CAUUCUAGUUUUUUUUCGGCGCUGACUAGCAGCACGCCACGUUUUUGCAGUAAGAUAUCAUUACACUUUUUCAAAAUGGCUAGCUUCUAGCUAAUAAAUCAAUGUUGUUUUCCCCCUGCCUUCAAUGAAACAUUCCACCACAUUUGCCUGAACACAGAAGCCAUUACACAGCCUAGCGCGCCAGCUACGUGAAUACUUGUGCCGAACUAACGCGCGAUUUCCGACAGUAUUUGAAAAGUUGAGGUGCAUUUUCAACCUCGCCAGCGUCUCUAGCUACCUAUCCCUUUUUGUUUCAUUCGCGUGUUCCAAGGUUUGGUACAACCAGUGGUCAUUAGGAUGGAAUUCCAAGGCACGGAACCUAUGACUCUGGGUUCCCCAACAUCGCCUAAACCCGGCCCGGGUGCCCAGUUUCUCCCCGGGUUUUUAAUGGGGGAUCUGCCGGCACCUGUCACACCCCAGCCUCGGUCAUUUGGGGUCAUGGAAAUGAGGUCACCACUUCAAGCAGGUGGCUCUCCCCCCCAACCCGUGGUUCCUACACCCAAAGACAAGAGUGGGGCCCCUCCAGUCAGAAGUAUCUACGAUGACCUCUCCAGUCCUGCCGUAGGGAUGUCCCCUAUGGGCGCACAUAAACAGCCCUUCUCAAUGAUGCACACCCCACUGUCUGGUUAUAUGGCGGUCACACCAGGAACCGCGUCCAGUAUAUUUAGUCCUGCUACCACCGGACAGCAGGCGAAGUCAACAAUGUCUCCAGCCCAAGUAGACCCUUUCUUCACUCAGGGAGAUGCACUGUCUUCUGAAGACCGUCUAGAUGAUACUUGGAUCACUGUGUUUGGGUUCCCUCCAGCCUCUGCAUCUUAUAUUCUGCUGCAGUUUGCCCAGUAUGGAAACAUAAUGAAACACGUGAUGUCCAACACUGGUAACUGGAUGCACAUUCAAUAUCAGUCUAAACUCCAAGCAAGAAAAGCACUAAGUAAAGAUGGGAAGAUUUUUGGCGAGGCUAUAAUGGUUGGUGUUAAACCAUGCAUCGAUAAGAAUGUGAUGGAGAGCUCAGACCGAGGCGCUACCUCCUCCGGCUCAGUAUUUACUCCUCCGGUCGGAAACGGAACCCCAGGCCACCAUGUCUCUACACCUCGCUCCUCUAUGAGGCCCCUCAGUGCAGCCUACAAGGCCUCCAGCAGUGAUUACCAGGUGGUAGCUGACAGACAGACCCCAAGGAAAGAUGACAGUUUGGUUUCCAAAGCGAUGGAGUACAUGUUUGGCUGGUGAGAUUGUCUCCUCCCAAUGGCUGAACGCUUCAUGUUAAAACUCAGACUGAAUGACCAACAGCAGGCGUCUGUCAUUACGGAGUCACUGGUUCUGUCCCAAAUGGCACCAUAAUCCCUAUAGUACAGUACUUUUGACCAGAGCCUUAUGGGUCCUGGUCAAACGUAAAGCAGUACAUAGUGAAUAAGGUGCCAUUUGGGACAGAACCAGUGUGUAACUGAUUUAGAACCAAGCCAUGUGGAUAUCUUCAACCCUGUGACUACUGUGCACUUUAUGUGGUGGUUGAGUGAACAGGAUUUUGUCUAGACCGGAUAUUGUACGUUAGCGUUGAAUGAAGUGUUUUUGUGUAAAAAUCACAACGCUAAAUUGACAAACAACACAGACCCAAAGUAAAUAAAUAUGUUCCUAGAUAUGUGCCACUUGUCUUGGCAUGAAUAUGGAAUGAAUCACACAAAAUGAAGACAUGAUUCUGUCCCAAAUGAUUCCCUAUGUAGUGCACUACUUUUGACCUGGGCCCCAUAGGGGUUUGGUCAAAAGAAGUGCACUUUGUAGGGAAUAGGGUGCCGUUUGUGGUGAAGGGACACACGUUGCAUAUCUACACAGUACAGAGUCUGUUGUAAGCGACGCUUUGACAGUUAGAAAUCAAGGUUGUACGUCAGGAUCCUAAGCCGUGACGUCGAAUUAGUGGAAAUGGUGCAAGAUUGGUUGGUUUUCUUUCUGUGUGGUUUUGCUAGAAUACAACCUUAAAUAGGACAGGCUCAGAUUUUUUUUUUUUUUAGAAUUUUGAUUAAGAAAUGCCUUUUGUAUGUUGUCAAAUUUUGUAUUUAAUUUUUAGAUCUCACAAAGCUGUCUGUUCCGUUUUUAUCUUGCUAUUUAAAAUGAGCUGUCUACUGUUUCUACUCUCUACUGUAUCUCAGCUGACACUUACUGUUUCUUAAAUAAAUGUUGCAUCAUUUGAAUACCAGUUGGAGUUUAGUAGUCCUGAAUGACGAGCACUGUUUACUUGGUCAUUUAGUUUUACCGUGAAGACUUCUGACUGUUCUACAAUGUUUGCGUGUCGGUCAGUAAACACUCAUGACAUGUUCUAGUUUGUAUUCCAGUCAGAGCAUUAAAUAAAAGAUUGCUUUAUACCGUAUAAACCA